Molecule: messenger RNA, 681 nt
Organism: Papilio xuthus (Asian swallowtail)
Lineage: Eukaryota; Metazoa; Arthropoda; Insecta; Lepidoptera; Papilionidae
Source: RefSeq, a predicted model, not a curated record
GUGAUUUUUGGUGACAUAUGACAUUUAGAAGCCAAUAAGAUCUUGCCUAAAAUAAAAUUUAGGUUUGGCUUAAAAAAAAAUUAAUAUUCGCAUUUGUUAAACUUACACUGAACCAAAAUGGCGCUGGCAUUCCGCAAUAUGCUCAGAACUGCAGCAAGAAGGAUGCAAGUUCGAGGUUAUGCUGAUGCUCCCAAGGGAGAUGAAAUGGCUUUGACAUUUGCUGCUGGCAAUAAGGUCUUCUACGACAAAAAAGUAGUCAAACAGAUUGAUGUGCCAUCCUUCAGCGGAUCUUUUGGUAUUUUGCCCAAACAUGUACCUACACUUGCUGUUCUGAGGCCCGGUGUUGUCACUGUUGUGGAGAAUGAUGGCAAGCAAACUAAAAUAUUUGUAUCUUCGGGCACAAUCACUGUCAAUGAUGACUCCUCAGUUCAAGUACUGGCUGAGGAAGCUCACCCAUUAGAGAGUCUGGACCGCAGCGCCGCGCAGGAGGCUCUUAGCAAAGCCCAGUCUGAACUAAAUUCUGCUGCUAAUGAAAAGGCAAAGGCUGAAGCUUUAAUUGCCGUAGAAGUUGCAGAGGAAGUGGUUAAAGCUGCUACCGCAUAAAUGUAACCUUCAGUUGUCAAUGCUAGUGCUAAACUAUUUAAUGUUAAACCGUAAAUAAACAUCAAAUUCCGUAGUCUU